AUGAUAAAGCGGCGAUUCUACAAGCUAGAACAUGGCGACAGAGAUGGUCCCUCGAAUUCCUCUUCAUCCUCCUCGGAUUCUGAAAUAGAACCAGAAGCCAUAGAGGACUCAGAUGAUGAUGAUGCAGUUGAAGAACUCGAGGAGGAUGCUCAGGCUUGCUCUACCUCCUCUGGAUAUCAAAGUGAGGAUAGCUCAGCAAAUGAAGUUCCCGAUGACUCGUCAGAUCUGCCAAUCAAUGAAGAUGAUGAUGCUACAACCGGAAAUGAAAGACAAGUUCCUUUGGCCGAUCAGUUGUUUGGUAAAAGUGGUUCAGAAAUACUAGAGGAACAAUCUAACAUCGUGGCCAACAAGGAAUCUUUACCAGUUGAUUUCCCGGACUGCGUUGUCAAAUGCAAAUCAGCUUUUAAAUGCAGGAUAUGCCCUAGAGUUGUCUGUUUGAAUGAGGAGACUUUAAGGGCUCAUUUGAAAUCCAAGAGACAUGCUCGGUCUGUGAAAUUAUUGGACGAAGGUAGGUUGAAGACCAUGCUGAACACUGAUGGGAAAAUUGAAGAAGAGGAGACCCCUGCUUUAUAUGCUAGAAUUUUAGCUAAUUCGCAGGGUAUGCCGAGAAAGAAAAGUAAAAGAGAAGAGAAGAAGGUGUCAAGAAAGAAGAGAAUGAGAUAUGGUGCUAAGAAAUCCAAAGAGAACCCAGCCAAGAGAAGUCGUAAAUGA
Messenger RNA from Prunus armeniaca (apricot), 711 nucleotides. The record is from the annotation of a GenBank genome assembly. Lineage: Eukaryota; Viridiplantae; Streptophyta; Magnoliopsida; Rosales; Rosaceae.